This is a messenger RNA of Brettanomyces bruxellensis, 420 nucleotides long. RefSeq names its product COPII-coated vesicle protein (gene ERV14). The transcript has a single exon. Gene Ontology annotation, biological process: endoplasmic reticulum to Golgi vesicle-mediated transport. The record is from RefSeq and is a predicted model, not a curated record. Gene Ontology annotation, cellular component: COPII-coated ER to Golgi transport vesicle; endoplasmic reticulum membrane. Bases 1 to 420 code for a protein of 139 amino acids. NCBI's taxonomy places the organism in Eukaryota, Fungi, Ascomycota, Pichiomycetes, Pichiales, Pichiaceae.
AUGUCUGGGGAAGCUUGGCUAUAUAUACUAUCAGUGAUUGUGAACGCUGUAAACUUGUUCCUACAAGUUUUCUUCACUAUCAUGUACAGUGAUUUGGAAUGUGAUUACAUAAAUCCAAUUGAGCUUUGCAACAAAUUGAACAACUAUAUUGUUCCUGAGGCAUGCAUCCACGGAGUUUUAACUUUAUUGUUCCUUUUGAACGGUCAAUGGUUUUCAUUUUUACUUAAUUUGCCUUUACUUGCCUACAAUGCUAAUAAGAUCUACAAAAAGAACUACAUGUUAGAUGCAACUGAAAUAUUUAGAACGCUUUCAAAGCACAAGAAGGAGUCUUUUAUUAAACUAGGAUUCCACUUACUAAUGUUCUUCUAUUAUUUGUACAGGAUGAUUGCUGCAUUGAUAGCAGAUGAGGAUCUCGAUUAG